AUGCUUUUUAUUUCACAAUAUUCAUCUCCAUCCGAGUCCAUUCUUCCUUCAUUGACUUUUCUAUCAACUACUCUACAGCGCAUUAAAAUCCCUCUUCAGUUUAUUGUGGGUGAUUAUAACGCCCAUAAUACAACUUGGGGUUAUGCUUCAACGGAUGAAAAAGGCCAUUCUUUGGAGGAUUUUCUAUCAGCACAUCAUUUAAUUCUACAUAAUUCAAUUGAUGCCUCUCCAAACUUUGACAGAAUUCAUUCAAGUGGAUGGCCGGAUCUUACUAUUAGUUCCACUUCUGCGGCUUCUCUUCUCCAGAACUGGACAGUUGAAGAUGAAAUUAGUCUUAGCGAUCAUCGCUAUAUUACAUUUACAAUAGCUCAGCCUACAACCAUUCAAAUUAUUCGACGCUACAAUCUGCCAGGCAAACGGAUACGUGGCUUUACUGAUCGUGUGAAAGCAUUAGUAAAUGAUCUCGAUGGUCAACUUUCUUCAGCCAAUACUCGGGCUGAUUUGGAGAAUUUCACGGUUGUUUUACAAAGGGGUCUUCAACAAAUCUGUAAUGAUCUUUUACCACAACGCCAUGCCAAAAAGCUAAAUAAUAUACAAUGGUGGAACAGUGAACUUCGUUCCCAGCAGAAGAAAUGCCGCGCUUUACGACGGCAAAUCAAAUAUGAGCGACGAAUGCAUCUGCCACCAACUUCGCUCCCUCUAUAUCAACAGGAGAGAGCAAAAUAUAAACGUUCAAUUUUACAAGCGAAAUUGAAUUCCUGGCAUGCCUUCUGUACCGAAUUCGCAUGA
This is a messenger RNA of Stegodyphus dumicola, 789 nucleotides long. RefSeq lists its product as uncharacterized. The record is from RefSeq and is a predicted model, not a curated record. NCBI's taxonomy places the organism in Eukaryota, Metazoa, Arthropoda, Arachnida, Araneae, Eresidae.